This is a messenger RNA of Venturia canescens, 10122 nucleotides long. It is a transcript of the gene Plp, whose product is annotated as Pericentrin-like protein. Bases 193 to 9387 code for a protein of 3064 amino acids. Gene Ontology annotation, molecular function: molecular adaptor activity; microfilament motor activity; actin filament binding. The record is from RefSeq and is a predicted model, not a curated record. Gene Ontology annotation, biological process: signal transduction. The transcript has 20 exons. Gene Ontology annotation, cellular component: cytoplasm; myosin filament; myosin II complex. NCBI's taxonomy places the organism in Eukaryota, Metazoa, Arthropoda, Insecta, Hymenoptera, Ichneumonidae.
GGUCAUGUCCAAUGAAAAUAUCGUGUGCGGACGCUUCGGAUUUUAUAAAUCUCGAGAGGGGAGGAUGUAACCGUCGAAAACGGUCUUUUAAUUUAGUCCUUGCUCUUACGACUUACGACAUGUAAUUAAUAAAUUAUAUAUUUGUGGCAUAUUAAAUGACAAAAAAUAACGUAUUUGUAAGUUUUUUAAUCAAUGGACGGUGACGAAACUCGCGGUGGUAAACAGAAAUCUUUGGAGCCAGGCAGAGAAAUGCUUGCCAAAUAUAAGGCUAUUGCUCAAGAUGUGGGAAAUAGCCAACUGGGCGAGCCAUCUGACGAAGAGCUUUUGCACAAUGAUACAACCGGACAAUCCAUAGACCCGCAGGGCACUAGCAUCACGGAAGGUAUUUCCUCUCGUGAUAUAACACAGAGCAGUAUGAGUGUUAGCGAGGGUGAAGGAGACGGAGAUUUGGAGGGUAUAGCCGGACGAGUGGCAGAACUUGAAGAAAUGCUCCAAGGGAAAGAGGCGGUUGUUGAAGCACUCAGCGCGGAAAUUGAUCACUUGAGAGCGGAAGCAUCUUCACCCAAUUCCUCACAGAGCCAUAAUAGCAGUCCGCAUCAAAACAGAGAUCUCUUACUCGUCUAUCAUACAAAACUGCAAGAUUUCGAGAGAGCUGUCAAUCAGCGUGACAAUUUGAUUCACGAUUUGACAGCAUCUUUGGAGCAAGCAUUGUCAGCAAGAGAUGCAUUGAAAGUUCGGCUUCAAUCAAUGGCAGCGAAUGACCUUACUCUGAGUAUGGGCAAUUGUACACCUAUACAAGAUCGCAUUACUUCGUUGGAGAGUUCACUCAUCGAACACAAAGCAAUGAUAAACCAAUUGAAUGAGGAACUAUUGAGAUCUCACGAGACUGUAAGAAAAUUGGAAAUGGAAAAACAGGCACAAAGCGCUGAGAUCGACGAUUACAAGACGCGAGUUAAUCAACUCAAUGAGAAAAUUCGUGCUGGUGCUGUCGAAAAUACAUUGAAUAUUGCUGAGACAAUGGAAAUGCAAAAACAAUACGAGGCAAGAGUAGACAAAAUAAAAAAGGAUAUGCAGGUUAUACUUGAGAAAUUCAACGCGGAGACCAAGUCGAAAAGUGUUCAACACGAAGAAGCCAUGAGAGGAUUGGAAUUGAAGUACCAGCGGGAAAUGAUAGAAAUGAAAGGAAAGUUUGAAGAGCAGUAUCGAAAUUUAGCGGAUCGGUACAACACGGAAUUGCCCGAUUUGGAAAGCAAGCACGCGAAAGAGCUGUCAGUUUUUCAAGCUCAACUGUCGUCGUACAAGAAAACUGUUGAAGCGUUAAAGCUCGAGUUGGUGAAUCGUUCGGAUUCGCAGCAAUCGAUCGUUUCCGAGGUCAACAAUUUGAGGGAAAAGCUCUUGCACAGUCAAAAAGACAAGGAAAUGUUGAACGAACAGAUUAAUCUACAUAAAGUACAAUUGGACGAGUUGACUUCCAAGUAUGUUGCCGCUGCGAGCAUUUUAGACUCGAAAGAAAGCAUCGAGAGGUCGUUGGAGGAGGCGUUGACGAACGUCGCUAUGCUUAAGCAGGAAAACGAGGCUUUGAAAUUCAAGCAUGACGAUUUGAGCGCCCGUUACGCCGCUGUGCAAUCUCUCAUCGAGAACAAUCAAGCGCAUGAGCGAUCGAUGAACAAUCGAAUAUUUGAUUUGGAAAAAUCUCUUUCUCGCCUCAGUGGCGUGAGCGUGAGCAUGCUGAGUGAAUUCAACGAGACAACAUACCAGACCUUCGACGACGUUGCUGUGCAAUUCCAAGCGACUCGACAAAAGUUGGAGGAAAGAGCCGAACUGGAACGGCAACUCGUUGAGAAAAUUCGCUCUUUGGAGGAAGAAGUCGUCCGAGCUAACGACGAAUUAAAUCGCACAAACCUCGAAAAAGAAUCCUACGAAAAACAGCUGAAAGACAUGAAAAACACCUGCGACAAAUUACGAUCCGAACGAAACUCCAAACAACAAACAAACUCGGAAGAACCUCAACCGUUUCGAAGUUCCGUUUACUUUGAUUCAGAAAACUUAGCUGAGCCACAAAGUCCGGAGAAUAACACAUAUUCCACGGAUAUUCUUAAGCAAAUUGAGAAUUAUAAACUCGAAAUAACGCAGCUUCAUGAAACGAUCGCUUUGAAAGAUCGUGAGAACGCAGAAUUUUUAAGCAAACUCAACGACAUGACAGAAAAACUAAAACAAUCCGAAGCCGAGUGUGAACACCUGAAAAAUGGCAUGGCCAUUGCUUGGGAACAAUGCGCCGAAUUCGAGGAAAAACUCAAUCAAACGUUGGCUAUGAACGAAACGAAAUCCGCUGAAUCACUGAGCCCCUCGAAGCUGGAACGCGACAGCGACGGCUCGAAGACUUCGAACGACAGUUACAAAACUGCCAAACAAUGCAACAUCACAGAAAAAAGUAUUCAAACUGAGAAAACGAUCGAGGAAAACGAAGAUUCCCUCGAGGUAGUGGACGUGAAAUCGAUGAUGGACGAAAUAACUUUGCUGAGAAAGGAGAAAGAAAAUUUGUCCUUAGAGAUGGAAAACUUGGUGGAAACUCUACGUAAUUUGGACGAAAUUUCGAAAAAGUUACAACAAGCCACAGCCGAAAAUAACGAGUUGCGUUUAGAAAAUGAGAAAUUUUUCCAAGAUCAAAAUAAAGUUGAUUCGUUGCUCAAGAGCAUAGCUGAACUCACAGCCGAAAAAGCAGCUUUGACCCGGGAGCUGUCAAACCUCGCUGACAAACACAGAGAAGAAUUGGCGAUCGUAAGACAAGACUCGAGCAUGGAAAUCGAGAAAAUACGUAAUUUGAUGCUGACCAUGAGACAAGGCGAUGUCGGACUCGAAGAAUUGAGAAAUGAAUUGGAAACUCGUCACGCCAAAGAAAUGGAAGAAUUACGCACUUAUUUCGAGGAAAAAUGUUUGCAAAUGGAGAAACAAUAUUCUGACGAGAUAUUCAGUCAACAAUCGAAAAAAAUGUCUGACAAUGACAGUGAAAUCGAAGAUUUGGCUGAAGAUUUGUAUUUCGGUGGUGGCGGUGAUUGUUCCAAUACACAUCACACUUCGGUCGAUAAUUCUCGAAAUGAAAAUCAUCUUCCUAACGUUGAAGCGAAAAUCUAUAACAAUGAGAGCAACGCGAUCGUAGAAUCCGGUCUUGUUACGGCCGUUAAUCAGCUUUCUCAAACGGAAUGGGAUACGGCUCUCGAGAAUGGCGAGUUAACGAAGCUCCGUACCGCCUACAAUAAUCAACUUGAAGAACAGGUAGCUCUCGCUAAGCUCGACAUUGUCAACGCUCUUCAGGAACAAAUUCAGGCUUUGCUGACCGUUGAAUCCGACAUGGAAGACAAUUGGCCAACGGAGUUACUCGAGUUGCGUAAUAAAUUUACAAACAACGCGAAGCGGGAGACGGAACAGUUGAAAUUAACUCAUGCCGCUGAAUUAAAACAACUGAGGGAUGAGCAUUCGCGCAACGUUUCCAGAAUGGUCGAACGACACCAAGAGGAAGUGAGGAGAAUCAUGGAGGAACGCAGUAUCAACGAGGAGAAUAAACAAACUGAAGAUUUGAAUUCGAUCGUCGACAACAGUGCGUUAAUCCGUGAAAGGGACAAUUUGUACAGGACUUGUGUCACCCUAAAAGAGCUGAUUGUAGAUUUGACCAAGUAUUUCGCGGUUUGCGAGGAAGAAUUGAACAACACACUGAUAAGUGAAGUUUUGAAGCGACAGACGUCAGUUGAGACAGGACUUCCACCGAAUUCUGAGGAAGAUAAUAUAAGAAAAGACGAGGAUGCAACGGAUCUCAAUGCUCCACCAAAAUCACCGGAAAGGAAAAUCAAGAGAGUGCACUUUGCGCCUCAAUGCAGCCAGUUGGUAUCCAUAAUGAAUGACGACACGGAUAAUUUGCAAUCUUUCGUUACCGCUGAAAAAGAUCUCAGCGACAAAGUUCGUCGGGAACUGGACGAUUGUUUGAAACGCUUGAGAUCCGAGAGCGCUCAAGUUCUAGGAAUAACUCUUACACCUGGUGAGUCCAUGCUCGAUGUUCUCUCCAAACAAGUUUUAUGGACAACGAAAGUCAACGAGGAGCUCAACGCCAAAUUGAUGGAAGCUGAAAAUAUCGUGGUCGCUUAUCAAGAAGAAACCAGAAUUUUGAAAGCCAGAGUCAUGAAUCUUCAACAAAGUCUCUUACACGUUGAAAACAAGAAAGAAAUCAUUUCUGAAGGCUACGGAGAACACGAGGAAACUGGCGGUGAUUUGGUUGUACAAGAUUUUUCACAGUUGCAGGAAAAAGCACGUCACGCGAUUAUGAGCGGUGUCGUUGAUAAUGCCUACCUUUUGCAAUUGAUUGAAGAAUUUUGUCGUUACAUCGAUAAAAUAACGGACGAAAUGAGGAAAGAGAAGGACGAUUUGCAGCAGCAGCAGGUGCCUUUAGAACCCACUCCUACCCCAUGCAUUCACAGGGUUUCCUGUCGAAAGAUCGAAGCGGCCGACAAGCAGUUACGCGGCACGAGGAAAUUCCUGGAAGAACAAGCAAGCGAAAGGGAAAUCGAACGCGAUGAAGCUGCUCGACAAAUAAAUUCGCUCCAGGAACAAAUCAAGGAAUGCGAACGUGAGAAAGAAAGAGAUUUGCGCAUUUCUUCCGAGUCUUCACUGUCGCCUGUAUCAUCAACGGUGGUUCGUGUGCUUGAAGCAACUGACAUCAAUGCAGCUGUUGAGACGCUCGAAUCGCAAUUGCGCGAAAUGGCAUCUGUUAUGUCAGAGACACAGACGAAGAAAGCAGAGACUGAGAGUGAAUUGAAAGUCGCGGUUGACAAGAUCUGGGUACUCAGGGACAUCAUCGUCGAUCUGGAGCAACAGAUCCAAGCGAGAAUCGAGAAAGAAGAAACUCUUAUCGGCCAGAUUGAACAAUUGGAAGAAGUUAUCGCUGCGCAAACGAAAAAUCAACACGAAUUAGCACAAGAGUUGGAUGCGAUCAAAAUGGGAGGGGAGAAUAGCCAACUCAAUGAACAUAUCACUCAUUUGGAAGAGGAACUGAGAAAACACAAACUGAGCUCCGAACAUUUUGACGUGAAUUCGUCAGCCCUGAAGCAAAUGAGAAUAGAACUGCACGAUAUGCAAAACCAACUGGACAAGCGUACGCGAGAAUUGGAAUCGCUGCACAUGUGUGGCUCCAAUCUGAGCAUAAGUCAACCCAGCGAAGAUGUUUCCAUUCGCGAACAAAUCGAUGUUGCGCGUUGUCCUACACCAGACGAUCCGAAUUCACCACCGACGUUGCCACUCGAUUUGCUUUUGAAGCUCAAAGAAAAAUUGCUCAAACAUGCACGAGCUGAGGAAGUCGCUUUCAAAAGAAUCAAAGAUCUCGACAUGCAGCUUGCAGCAUACAAAAUUCAAAACGAGGAGCUCCAAGCGGAACAGGAAAUUCUCCAGCAGACCGCAUCGGAGCAAUUGUUCCAAAUGGAAGCGAUGCGAGGUCGUUUGGAGCAGCAAAAGCAGAAUGCUCCAUUCGCUCAGAGACAGGCAACCUCUCGUUUGGAGCUGCAGUUACACGAAGCUAACGCAAAACUGCAUUCCCUUGAACAAACCAUCGCUGACAAAGAGCUUGAGGUGACCGAAUUGAAGGAACAAUUGCAACGUUCAAAUCAGUUGCUGCAAGAUAAGCAAAAAGAAUUCGUGAACGUGGUACAAACUGAGAACAAUGCCAUCCAAGAACUGAAGGAUCGUUUGAAGUCGUUGGAGGAGGAGAAGAAGUUAUUGGAGUCGAAGGUCGGUGUCCAGGAGCGUGCUCAAGUCGAAUUGCCUCAACUGAUAGAUUCGAUGUUGGCAGAUAAGAACGAAGAAAUCGAUCAUUUGAAAGAGCAAUUGUUAAAGCGUGACAAGCAGCUUCAACAGCAUUUAUCAGGAACGAAUAUCGACGAGAACAAUGUGGGAAAACAAUGCGAGCUUAAAAACAGUGCACGAACAUUGAGCGACAUAUUGUCAAUAAAUUCCGAGUGCGAGGAUUACUCCGAAGCCAUACGGGAAAAUGUAAGCUUGUCGCAUGCCCUACCCCACAAUAUUUCAACGUUCAAAAUUCUCAGUACACCCGUCGGGACGAAAGAGAGUUAUCAAGUGUCGCCUGUUGGAUUGACAGACGAAAAUAAACCGUCGAUUCAUGUGCCACGAUUGGAGCUCGGUUCUUCCCGUUCGCCGACUCAUUCGAGCACAGCUUGCCCUCGUCACUCACGAGUAUCAUUGGAUUUCAUACAAACCGCUGAUUUUGACUCGAAAUCGCCUUCGUCUGGUGAUAACGAAGAAUCGUCGACGAAUCACGCGAAAACAAACGGUUUGUCAGAUCACGAGCUCGACUGCACUUGUACGCUGGAGCAGCAGAAGAAAAAAACUGAAAAAAUUUCGUCCAUGUCUCGACGCAGCAGAAACUUUUCUUCGAAAUCCGUCAGCCUCGUUACAAACGAUCAAACACUCAACAUCCGUAUUCAGGAUCUUGAGAAUCAGCUGCAGACAAUAAAAAACGAGUUGGACGUUAAAUGUACGAGCUUAAUAAAACGCGAAACUGAGCUUAACGCGCUGCAACGUAGCCUCGAAGAACUGCGCCUUGAGUUUAAGGAAACUACGGAAACGCUAACGCGCGAUAACAUUUUUUAUAAAAACCAGUACGAGCUCUCACAGGCUUCGGAGCUCAAGAUUCGCAGGGAUCUCGAGGAGGUUGAAAAUACUCUUAAAUCACAAACGGAAGAUUUGGAAGAGUACAAAAAUAUGAUGCAAGUUAACGAGAGAAUAUUGACGGAAUUGAAAACUGAAAAUGUUCAUUUGAAAGAGACGCUCGGGCGUCAAGAAAACGCAAGUAAAAGUUUCGAGGUUAGACUGGAGGAAAAGUCGGAAGAAUUGAAAAACUUACGACAACUGAUAUUCGACAAGGACGUUACGAUUGAAACCGUGCAAACUCGCAAUCUUGAGAUUGAAAAUGAGAAUAAAAAAUUGUACGAGUACAAAACCCGAUAUGAUCAGUGUAAAAAAGAGCUUGGCGAAUGCAAAACAGAAAUGAAACGUUUGACCGAAGGCUUGAAUAAUCGUGAUCAGGUAAUACGAAGAUUGGAAGAAAUGGCGAGAAGAACGAGCAUCUCGGGCUCCUCCUCGCCCGGGGACAAUAAAGAUCAGGAAAUUCAUCAUCUUCAAGAAUAUCUGAAAGAGAAGGAAAAGGUGAUACGGCAGAUGAGUGACGACAGCAAAAGUCUUCAUCGCGCCCUCGAGACGAUACAGAACAAGAUGAAAGAAUCGGGCAACGUUGUGGAAUUGCGUAAAAAGCUGAAAGAAGAGCGAAGGUUCAACGCCGAGUUGAAAGCAAUGGUGGAAAAAUUGAAGCAAGAGCUCGAAGGUUUUAAGGAGGAAUCGAUGCGACAGUCCAUCGAAGGCGCUGACAUCGAAGAUAUGGUACAACGCGAGCUCGACCUUUCAGCCCGUUUAGAUCAGCAAAUAAUGGACGUUAUCGAGAGCGAAACAGAGGAAACUACACCUCGACGAAUAGAGAAACAUUCGUGCAAUUCUCUCACGAUAAAACCAGCCGAACACGAUCGUACGGAAAAAGUAAUGCAGAAGUACGCGGAAAUACGACAGAAAUUGAAACAAGCUCUGAAAGCGAAUCAGGAACUGACCAAACAACGGGACGAGCGAGAUAUCGAGAAAGAAAUGUUUAAGGCUCAGAUCACUGAAUACGAAUCUCGAAUAUUCCAAUUGUCGGCUGAACUUGAUGAGAAAUCUGCGAUACUCAGAGAACUCGACGCUGAAGUGUCUUCGAAAAGAUCGAUCGUACGAAACUUGGAAGUUCAAUUGCAAAGGGAAAAAUUCACUUCACAAACCGCUCACAAUCAUGACUCUGAACUUAUUUCUCAGCUGCGGAUAAAACUUGUCGCCUCUCUUGACAACGAAGAACGGGUGCGACGAGAAUUGACUCAGCUGCGCCAGGAACACAAAAAUUUAGAGACUCGACUAAACACUGCUCGGGAUCAAAUCGAAUUGCAAAAAUCUGGGGAAUCUCACGUCCUCAAAGAUCUUUUGGAAACUGAGCAAACGAAGUACGUUAAAAUGGCGGAAUUCUAUGAGAAGGAACAGCGCGACAAUGCGGAAUUACGAGAAACGUUGGAUCGCGUCGAAGCCGAGAAAAAUCGAUGUGAAAAAGAGCUCGAAUGUGCCAACGAGGAACACGACAAAUUGGCGAGCAGCCUAGCUCUCGCCGAAGGUGUCAAAGACCAUCUUGAAAUCGAAGUUAAACGGGCCAAGGAAGAGUUGAAAAGCCGCGAAGAAGAGUGCGAUUGGUUACAAAAGAGAAUAAAAACUCUGAGUGACGGACUCGCGAAAAGACAACAACAAACCUCGGAAGAACACGUCGAGCUGAAAAAUCUACGGCGUGGUUUGAGCAACGCUCGUGAAGUCAUGCUCGAUCUCAAAGCUGAUAUCGAUCAAACCAAGUCUGAGCUCACCAAAGCCAACGAGGAAAAAAUCCAAUUGGAACAGUGGCUGCGAACUGCAACCACUAACGAAAAUGAACUCAAGAGAAAACUCCAAGCUGCUAAAGGCGAGGAAGAUCGACUCAAAGACACGAUCAACGACUUGCAGACCGAGAUACAACUCAGUGUCAAAAGAGAAAUGGAAUUGACCGAAGAACUUCAGAAGGAAAGAUUUUCCGGCGAGAAAAAUAUUCCCGCUAAAUUCGUUCAAAAAAUCAAGGAAUUAAAUGAAAUUAUGGAAAAACAUGCACACGACAACAACGUCUUGCACGAGAAACUGGCAAAGGCGCGACAAGAAAGAGAGAUUUUUGCAACACGUGUCAGAGAUCUCGAGUCACAGUUGGCCCAGAAAAUCCGAGAGAUUAACGCAGUCGCUGCAACCGGAGACAUGAAUCCCCAUAUGACCGAAAGAUUGCAGCAUUUCUAUGGAAAAUACUUGCGUGUGGACAGUCGAAGAAAAGCUCUGGCUUAUCAGAAGCGGUAUUUGUUAUGCAUCGUCGGUGGUUAUCAGUUAUCGGAGGAUAGAACGCUGUCUGUUCUGGCACAAUUGACUCACGAGCAACGACUGCACACGACGACAAGCUCGAACCGCAAAAGCGCCAAAAUUCGCUUCAAAUGUGCGGCCCUAGUCAUUAUAAGUAUACACAGAAUGAAGUGGAUGAUCCAUCGCUGGCGAACCGGAAGAAGAGUUGGUGCUACCGCCGUUUUGGGCAAUCACGAACAGUCUUUCGUUCCAGUGAGAAGAACAGCGUCUAAUCAUUCGCCUCCAGUUAGAGACAGGAAUGCUGCUAUCGGUGGUUUCUCGUUGGAGCAUUACCUGGACCGAUUCAUGGACAUUCAACAAAGACUAGGCUUAGCGAUCCCAGAUUCGGAAACGUGAGCCUCGGCUCUGACUAAUAAAUCGCUCGUGCGAAUGACCAAAAUGACAAAUAGUAUUAGGUUUUAGUAGUACGUGGAACAUGCACCAGCGUUCUGGAUCGUCCUCCUUCAUAGAAUUUCUCGGUAGUCAAUAACUUUUUCAUUAAUAAAAUGUUGGAAGGAGGAUGAAAGUAUCGACGGGGUAGAGAAAAGAGAGUUAAACGUGGUGCAUUUUGUUAAUUGUAAUAAUAAUUUUGAAAAAGGACUGUAAAUUGAUACGACUAAGAGAAAUGUGUAAGAUACUUAAGUUAUAUUAUUGUAGAAACAUAAGUUUAUUUUUAGAAAAAUUGUGCACAAAGCCAAUGAGUGAGUGACCACUCUAGAGACGUUAAAUACGUUGGGUGUCGGUUUAAUUGUAAUUUACAAAUUUUCAUUACCGGUGACGUCACACAACCAAUCGAGUCAUACGGAGAUGUUCUUCCUCUUGCACAAUAAUCACCAAAGUUGGAUUUAUUUUCGAUAGUUACUUUCCUUUUUAUUUUUUUCCUUGUAAUCGACUAUUUUUGUUCUCACGAAAGAGAAAGCGUAAAGUUGGAUUUUCUUGAUAAAUCAUACAAAUAUGUGCCUUGUAAAUUUUAACAGUAUAAGUGUUUAGUAUUUAUUAUCGAGAGCGUUCGUUUCUUCAGUUUUUCUGUUCAAAUAUUGUGAUUGAGAAUGUUACCUUAUUGAAUGAGAAUAAAAAGCAUGAGAAUUUCUA